AUUUUCGGUUUUAUUUUUUUGUAAAAAUUGAACGGAGAUGUAAACUAUUCGCCCCCGCCAACCGAGCAGCGCUUCCUAUAAAUUAAGAACAAUUUUCUCCGUUUCGCACGCCGCAAAAUAAAAUAAAUUCAAAUCGAAGAGCAGCGAAGAUUACGUAACACUUUGGCUGCAAGUACCAUAAAUAACUCUUAUAAAAAGGCAAAACGAUCCACUAAACAAAAAAACACCAUAAAUAUCCCAAAAACAAAUUCGAGACGGAAGUGUAACUGUUUUUUUUCUGCGCACAGCGGCGCAUCCUGUUUGAGCUUAUCGCGCACUUACACACCCACACACACAGAGAGAGUCAGAGGAGACACUGGCUGGCGCUCUCGCAUACGUAUAAGAGCUGUGAAAACGAAAGCAUUAAAGCCGCCCAAUUGAUUAGCAACAUCCCCACCACGGUCUCUCUAUAUCUCUAUCUGCAUCUCUCUCUCACCGGCAACUUAACCAAAUCGGAGUACUCAGAGAACACACAAAGCCAGCCAAGAUGACUGGUUUUACAAACGCUGGCUUCGAGAACGAUGAGCCCGUCAAGCCAAAAGCUGGUUUCGAGCCAGACACCGCCUCGCUGCGAGAGAAAGUUGUGCUGAAUCCGGGCGAGAAAUGGCGCAUUUUAAAGAAUAUCUCAAUCAUCUCGAUCGCCUUUAUGGUGCAGUUCACUGCGUUCCAGGGCACGGCCAAUCUGCAAUCCUCGAUCAACUCGAAGGAUGGACUUGGCACAGUGUCGCUCAGUGCCAUUUAUGCGGCGCUGGUUGUCUCUUGCAUCUUCCUGCCCACGCUGAUCAUUCGGAAGCUGACGGUUAAAUGGACGCUCGUUUGCAGCAUGCUCUGCUAUGCGCCGUACAUUGCCUUCCAGCUGUUCCCGCGCUUCUACACCCUCGUGCCGGCUGGCAUUCUGGUGGGUAUGGGGGCGGCGCCGAUGUGGGCGUCCAAGGCCACAUAUCUGACACAGGUUGGGCAGGUGUAUGCUAAGAUAACUGAACAAGCUGUCGAUGCCAUUAUUGUGCGCUUCUUUGGCUUCUUCUUCCUGGCUUGGCAAUCCGCCGAGCUCUGGGGCAAUCUCAUCUCCAGCUUGGUUCUGUCGAGCGGCGCACAUGGUGGCAGCAGCAGUGCCAAUUCCACAAUCAGUGAGGAGGAUUUGCAGUAUUGUGGUGCCAACUUCUGCACCACCGGCACCGGCGGCCACGGCAACCUGGAGCGUCCGCCAGAGAACGAGAUCUUCGAGAUCUCCAUGAUCUAUCUGUCGUGCAUUGUGGCCGCCGUGUGCAUCAUUGCCUUCUUCCUGGAUCCCCUCAAGCGCUACGGUGAGAAGCGCAAGGGCUCCAAUUCGGCGGCGGAGCUGUCCGGCCUUCAGCUCCUGUCGGCCACGUUCCGUCAAAUGAAGAAACCCAAUCUGCAGCUGCUCAUACCGAUCACCGUCUUCAUUGGCAUGGAGCAGGCGUUCAUUGGCGCCGACUUCACCCAGGCCUAUGUGGCGUGCGCCCUGGGCGUGCACCAGAUUGGCUUCGUCAUGAUCUGCUUUGGCGUCGUCAACGCUCUCUGUUCCAUACUCUUUGGCUCUGUGAUGAAGUACAUUGGCCGCACGCCCAUCAUUGUGCUGGGCGCCGUCGUCCACUUCACGCUCAUCUCCGUCGAGCUCUUCUGGCGGCCCAAUCCCGACAAUCCGCUCAUCUUCUACGCCAUGUCCGGCCUGUGGGGUGUCGGCGACGCCGUCUGGCAGACGCAGAUCAACGGUCUCUACGGCCUGCUCUUCAGGCGAAACAAGGAGGCCGCCUUCUCGAACUAUCGCCUCUGGGAGUCGGCUGGCUUCGUCAUCGCCUACGCCUAUGCCACAACGCUCUGCACCCGCAUGAAGCUCUACAUUCUGUUGGCUGUCCUCACGCUCGGCUGCAUUGGCUACGUCAUUGUGGAGAUUCUGUACAGAAAGAAGCAACGCAAGAUCAAGAAGCAGGAGAAGCUCGAGGCUGCCGAGAAGGAGAAGGAGGCUGCGGCUGCUGCAGCAGCCGCUGCCGCUGCCGCCGAGACCAACAAUGGCUUCGGCGACGCCGUCGAAGAGACCGAUGAUGAGCUGGACGAUCUCGAGGAAGAUAUUGUAGUCACGCGCCUGUAAUAGUCGUCAUUUGUUAAUUGUUGUACGUUCUUUUUGUUUAUUUUCGCUGACGGCGACGACGCGUCGUCGUUGCGGCCGCAACAGCAUCAACUGUUAACGCUUAACAGUGCGCAAUUCUGUUAAUCAAACACGAGUGCAAAAAAUGUUAAACAUAGAUUCAAAUACACACAUACAUACACACACACACGCACACUGUUGCAUAACUGGAGGCGCACACACACAUUUCGUCGGCCCAUCGGCGACGCGUCCGAGCACUUUGUCGUUGUAGUUGUCGUAGUACUUAGUACAUUCCCCCUUCCCAAAUCCAUUCAAUA
Molecule: messenger RNA, 2463 nt
Organism: Drosophila arizonae
Lineage: Eukaryota; Metazoa; Arthropoda; Insecta; Diptera; Drosophilidae
Product: UNC93-like protein
Biological process (GO): regulation of potassium ion transport; regulation of muscle contraction
Cellular component (GO): striated muscle dense body; plasma membrane
Molecular function (GO): potassium channel regulator activity
Source: RefSeq, a predicted model, not a curated record